Messenger RNA from Bolinopsis microptera, 1575 nucleotides. RefSeq names its product coadhesin-like. The transcript has a single exon. The coding region runs from base 50 to 1426 and encodes 458 amino acids. The record is from RefSeq and is a predicted model, not a curated record. Lineage: Eukaryota; Metazoa; Ctenophora; Tentaculata; Lobata; Bolinopsidae.
UUGCAGUCUAACAUUUUGAUAGUUGCUGAUUCUUGCUCCGUUGAACGACAUGGGAAAAUUCUACGUCUUCCUCUCAGUAGUCACCAUUCUAGGUCUCCUCUCUGAGGCUAAUAGUGCAUGCAAAGCCCCCGAUAAAGUGAUUAAACGGAAGAAGAAAGUCCUUGCGGGAUGCUUAAAAAAAGGAUAUCAAUCAUCUCUCGAAGGAUGCGUUUCAGGUAGUGGAAAGCCAAAGCGCAGACAAGUGAAGGCAUGCACGGAGGUGGAGAAACAGCUGGCAUCUUGUGAUGUCUCCUGUAUAGAGAAAGUAGAUGGUAAAUAUGGUCCCUUCGGAGAAUGGGGUACUUGCUCGGCGGCAUGUUGGGGUGGCUCACAGUCAAGAACAAGGGAAUGCAACAACCCUGCUCCAUCAGGUGGAGGCGCAGGUUGUGUUGGAGAAGCAAAUGGAGUUCGAGCUUGUAACGAAAAUGUCUGCCCUGUGCAUGGUGGAUGGAGUGCCCCUGGAGAGUGGUCAGCUUGCUCAGCAACAUGUGGAGGUGGCACUCAGUCCAGAUCAAAGAUUUGCAACAGCCCUGCUCCGGCAAAUGGUGGCGCAGAUUGCUCUGGAGAAGCCUCUGAAACUCAAGCUUGUAACGAAAAUGUCUGCCCUGUGCAUGGUGGAUGGAGUGCCCCUGGUGAGUGGUCAGCUUGCUCAGCAACAUGUGGAGGUGGCACUCAGUCCAGAUCAAAGAUUUGCAACAGCCCUGCUCCGGCAAAUGGUGGCGCAGAUUGCUCUGGAGAAGCCUCUGAAGUUCAAGCUUGUAACACUCAAGGCUGCCCUGUGAAUGGUGGAUGGAGUGCCCCUGGAGAGUGGUCAGCUUGCUCAGCAACAUGUGGAGGUGGCACUCAGUCCAGAUCAAAGAUUUGCAACAGCCCUGCUCCGGCAAAUGGUGGCGCAGAUUGCUCUGGAGAAACCUCUGAAACUCAAUCUUGUAACGAAAAUGUCUGCCCUGUGAAUGGUGGAUGGAGUGCCCCUGGAGAGUGGUCAGCUUGCUCAGCAACAUGUGGAGGUGGCACUCAGUCCAGAUCAAAGAUUUGCAACAACCCUGCUCCGGCAAAUGGUGGCGCAGAUUGCUCUGGAGAAGCCUCUGAAGUUCAAGCUUGUAACGAAGAUGCCUGCCAUUGCAACAAUUUGCUAAGUUUGGGCUGCUGGAGGGACGAAUUCAGCAGAGCUAUAGAUGGUGGAAUCAGACUCAGGGGUGACUGGGAAGCAUGUCGGGCUUAUGCUUUGGCACGAGGCUGGAAUAUCUUUGCUAUUCAGUACGGUAAUGAAUGUUUCACUAGUGCCAAUCCCAAUUACCAAAGGUAUGGUAGGUCUGGAGACUGUAGGGACGGUAGAGGCGGAGGCUGGGCCAACGACGUCUACAUGAUACAGUGCAAUGGACAAUAGUUAAAACAGUCACAUGACUGAGAAUGGAAUGGACUACGAAGAUGGAAUAUAGACUUAAUCAAUUUGCAUGUUUUGAACUUAAAAAGAAUUCAGAAAAAAAUUUCCAAGAAUAUUUAGAAUACAUUAUCUUCAAUUACCACUAUUGAAAA